Molecule: messenger RNA, 1659 nt
Organism: Kwoniella botswanensis
Lineage: Eukaryota; Fungi; Basidiomycota; Tremellomycetes; Tremellales; Cryptococcaceae
Exons: 12
Coding region: 1-1659 (552 amino acids)
Biological process (GO): transmembrane transport
Cellular component (GO): membrane
Source: RefSeq, a predicted model, not a curated record
AUGACGACCGAGACCGGAGCUAUUAUCUAUAAGGCCUUUGCGCCCACGAUCAAGAUGAUGAUCUGUAUAGGUCUGGGUAUAGUACUCACUAAGAAAUGUAAUUUCCAACCGGUCAAUGCCAAGGGUGUCAGUAUACUGAGUUUGAACAUCUCAUUACCGCUCCUGAUAUUCGGUUCGAUGGUUUCCGCCUUUACCCCUGAGAAUAUCAAGGCUUUCGGACCUCUGUUCAUGGUUGCUGUAGUAUAUCAAUUGAUAGGUCUGCUAUUUGCGGUGAUCACUAGAGAAUUGUUUUAUGUACCUAAAGAUUUCCAUCAUGGUAUAUUGGUGUUGGGAAUGUUAUCGAAUUGGGGUAAUUUGCCAACCGCUGUUGUUCAGACCUUAGCCAAAAGCUCCCCAUUCGAUCCUGAUACUGAUGUGGAACUAGGUGUUGCCUAUAUUGCCGUUUUCGUCUUGGUGAUGACGGUUACAUUGUUUCCUCUCGGUAUGCACAAGAUGUGUGCUUGGGAUUUCCGCGAAGAUAACUUGCUGGGACCACGCCCUUUACCCAUCAAAGAACGCUGGGUUCAGAGAUUGAGUAGCGUCAAGUCGAUCUUUCGCCCAUCAAAGAUAAAGGAAGACGAUGAGGAACAGGGUGAAAAGCGACAUGAUAGUGAGAUGACCUUGAGCUCUUCCGAGAACACCCCAGCAUCAGCUUCCGAUGAAGUAGCUCGACCAUCGCACGGAGUAUCAAAAGCCAGUAAAAGGACAUCGUCAAAUGAUGUAUAUGACGAUCAAGAGGAAUCCGGAGAUACGGUAGCUCCAGAUUUGGUUUAUCGAGCAAGAUUCGCCGGAGGAGCGGAUAUGUCAAGAAAGAAAUCCCGAGCAUCAUCAUUCCAUUCUCUCAUGGAAUCAACCCGUCCGAUCCCACCUACCGCUCCUUUAGAAGCUAGUGGUAUUGCCGAACCAUGUCAGGAUCCAAUAUCGCCUAAUCCGAAUCAACUCAACCCAGUUUGCUCUCAUCACGGUGGCGAAAGUUACAAUUAUCAUCAUUUGGCUACUCCCGCACCUUCCAUUCAUACACCUAAGAAACCUCUGAAGCAGAGAAUAUGGAAAUACCUCGAACCAUUUUUAACGCCUUUCAUGGCUGCAAUUGUUUUGGGCAUCAUCUGUUCGACCGUACGACCCAUCAAGGCAUUAUUGGUACCUGUUGAUGGCUGGUCGGUAACCAGGAUACCUAAUGCUCCGAAUGACGAACCACCGUUGUCGUUCAUAAUGGAUACGGCAACUUUUUUGGGUGGGAUUUCCAUUCCAGGUGGAUUGGUCUUGCUGGGUGCGAGUUUCGGUAGAUUGAAAUUGCCCAAAAAAUGGAGUGAUAUACCUUUUGCUGCUAUACUGGCUAUGACGAUUUUCAAGAUGGUUAUAUUGCCUUUGAUGGGAAUAUUCUUCAUCGAAGGCUUAAGGGAUCAUACUGAUCUUUACCCAAAAGAGGAUAAGAUGCGUACAUUCGUAGCUAUCCUUUUAAGUGGUACACCUUCCUCUGUAAACCAAUUGGUCAUAACUCAAUUGUAUAAUCCUAAUGGAACUGCCGAUACUUUAUCUACUUUCUUGCUUUUACAAUAUAUAAUGAUGCCUAUCCUGUCGACUGCCCUUGCCGCGAUAGCUCUCUUUGUAGUGAAGUAG